Messenger RNA from Lutzomyia longipalpis, 3095 nucleotides. RefSeq names its product oxysterol-binding protein 1 (gene Osbp). Gene Ontology annotation, molecular function: sterol binding. Bases 138 to 2480 code for a protein of 780 amino acids. NCBI's taxonomy places the organism in Eukaryota, Metazoa, Arthropoda, Insecta, Diptera, Psychodidae. The transcript is spliced from 11 exons. The record is from RefSeq and is a predicted model, not a curated record. Gene Ontology annotation, cellular component: cytosol; intracellular membrane-bounded organelle; membrane.
AGAAAGUAUCGCGAGUUGGUUGGUGGGUGCAAAAAAAUUUUGACGUGGCGUGAGAAAAUUAUGUGAAAAAUCAUUUCCUUCCUUUUGUGAUUGAGUUUUGGGCGAUUAAACAAGUGCAGAAAGUUUUUGGAUGUGCAAUGGGUGAUUCCGCGAAGGCAUUACCGGGCCAUGCGGAGCCCGAGAUGAAGGGGUGGUUGCUAAAGUGGACCAACUACCUCAAAGGAUACCAACGAAGGUGGUUCGUGCUAUCAAACGGAGUUUUAUCCUAUUACAGGGCUGAACAUGGAACCGGACCUAAUAUGGGCGGUCGGAGUGCCGGGGGCAAAUUAUCAAUCAGACGUCGGCGAAAGGGCCCCCGACAGGAGAAUCAAGCUGAAAUGUCCCAUGCAUGCCGUGGUACAAUAUCUCUGCAUGGGGCUCUAAUCCACACAGUGGACUCCUGUACAUUUGUUAUAUCCAACGGGGGCACUCAGACAUUUCACAUAAAGGCCGCCAAUGAAGUGGAGCGUCAAUCAUGGGUAACAGCUCUUGAAUUGGCCAAAGCUAAAGCCAUACGGACUAUGGAGAGUGAAGAAGAGGAGGAGGAUAACAACGCAUUAGCUAUUCCAAGUGAGGAACUCAAUGUGGUCAUUCGUGAUUUGACUGCCAGAUUAGAGAAUCUAAAGACGUGCUACGAUCUUAUAUCGAAGCACGGUUCGGCACUGCAGCGAGCCCUACAAGAUCUCGAGACUGGCGAUGAUUUGGCCAAUAAGACAAAAGUUGUCAAUGAGAGAGCCACACUCUUUCGGAUAUCUGCAAAUGCAAUGAAAAAUGCGUGCUCAGAGUAUUUGCAAACAGCCCAAAGUCAGGGGCACAAGUGGUCCAAGAUGUUGCAACAUGAACGCGAUCAGAGGCAACAUUUGGAGGAGAUGGUUGAACAAUUGGCACGGCAGCAUUCGCAUCUUGAACAGGCUGCACAUCGCCAUCGACCUAACGUAGCCACAUCAGCAACGUCCGACGAUGAAGACAAUGAAUUUUAUGAUGCACAAGAAGAGGGUGCUUCGACGAACAAUUCCCAAGAAGACAGUUCAUUCAUACUAAAAAUACCAAUGGCUCAUCGAAGGGGUUCAAAUGAUGCCACCGGAAGUUCUUCCGAAGGUGAAGAUGGGAACAGUGAGACUCAACAGGUGCUCGUGGUGACGGAAAAGACGAAAGAGGAAAAUUCAUUGGAUGCCGUCGAUCGGGUGUCAAAUGCAUCCCAAUCAAUGUCACUUGUUUCCACACCAAAAGCAAUUAGGAAGAGACGUACACGUGUGCCGGAUAAGCCGAAUUACCCACUUAAUUUGUGGUCAAUUAUGAAAAAUUGCAUUGGGAAGGAAUUGUCAAAGAUCCCAAUGCCAGUGAAUUUCAAUGAACCCCUAUCGAUGCUACAGCGAUUGACGGAGGACUAUGAGUAUGCUGAUUUACUGGAUAAAGCGUCACAGUGCGAUGAUCCAUGCGAGCAAUUAGCUUACGUGGCGGCAUUCACAAUUUCAAGCUACUCAACUACCAGCAAUCGCACAGGUAAACCAUUCAAUCCGCUCCUUGGUGAAACAUACGAAUGCGAUAGGACGGAUGAUUUGGGAUGGAGGUGUAUUGCGGAGCAAGUAUCACAUCAUCCACCAAUGGCGGCGAUACAUUGCGAAGGGAAGGGAUGGGCGUGCUGGCAGGAGUUUACAAUGACAACAAAAUUCCGCGGGAAGUACCUUCAGGUGAUACCACUUGGGGUGGCGCACGUGGACUUUCCCGGAACAGGAAAUCGCUAUACAUGGAGAAAAGUCACGACAACCGUCCACAACAUAAUCGUGGGCAAACUGUGGGUCGACCAUCAUGGUGAUAUGGAUAUUGUUGGGGAGAACAGUGCCACAGGGAUAAAAUGCCAUUUGAAAUAUAUUCCCUAUUCGUACUUUACGCGCGACACCCAGAGGCGCGUGAAGGGGGUGGUAAUGAAUGCCGAUGGGCAGGUGAAGUGGGUGUUGAAUGGAACGUGGGACAAUAAGAUUGAAAUUGCGCCCGUUAUAUCGACAAAUGGCACCAAAGACAGCCCAAUCUACAAGACGGGCAACUAUAAAACCAUCUGGACAAGACGACUACCGCCUCCUGAUAGUGAUAAGUAUUAUAGUUUCACAACGUUAGCGUGUCAAUUGAAUGAAUGGGAAGAGGGUGUUGCACCAACGGAUUCACGGAGAAGACCCGAUCAGAGACUUAUGGAGGAAGGAAAAUGGGAUGAUAGUAAUGCAGAAAAAGUCAGACUCGAAGAAGCACAACGAUUUCGACGUCGAGAACGGGAAGCAGAGGCAGAGACAGCAGCUGCAGAGGGACGCCCGUAUCCACCCUAUGAACCAGUUUGGUUUACAAAGCUGAAGGAAGAAGGCAAUGAUACACUGUCGCAUGUUUACAAAGCAAACUACUGGGAAUGCAAAAACAUGCAAGAUUGGUCAAAGUGUCCUAAUAUAUUCUAAAUGAAGUAAAAUAAAAAAAUUCUCUCCUUCUCAACGUCCAGGACGUAAAAUACAUGUAUUUUGUGCAAAUAUAUAGUUAAAAGGAAAUUGAUGAAAGAAAAAAGAGAAUAAAUCUCACUAAAAUGUGGGUUAAACUUCCUCUUUUUUUCUUCAUUCUUUAAACAAUGAUGUAAAAAAAAUAUGACAAUUUUCAAUGGAAAAACUUGCAUUGCAGAAGUUUUCUCGAGAGGUAUAAAACGAGAUAAACAUCGUCACUUUUUUUUGGCUUAAAGUUUCUUGACGUUCUUUAACAAAAAUAGCUGAAUUUUCAUAAAAAAAAGAUUACAAAGAAAACAAAAUAAUCAAGAUGUAGAGAAUUUUUCUUAUUGAAAAAAUAUAAAUAAAUAAUAUUGUAAAAUGAAAUGAAUUUAAAUGGUGUGGACAAUGAGAUUGGAAUAAAAGGAAGAAAGAAAAAAAAAAGAUAUUGAUUGGACAAUUGCAGUUAGGCUGUCUUAAAGAAAAAACCAAUAUAAUGAUUGCAAGAUAAGCAUUGUAUGAAAGCAUUGAGCGAAAGAAAUUAUGCUAAUCCCCAAUACACAAAAAAAUGUAUUAAAUUAAUAAUUAUUAUAAAAAAAA